GUUAAAAUGCCCUUAUAGCUGCACAGAGCUGCAGUAUACUGUGUAGAUGAAUGCUGUAUGGGUAAAAUAAAAUCUGCAAAGUAACUUCAGUCAAAUAACUGUAGUAAAAAGCUCUAAAUUAGAAGAAUAAAGUGGCAUAAAAUGAAAAUACUCAACCUAAAAACUGUAAUUAAGUCAAGUAAAUGCACACAGUUAUUUUCCAGCAGUGGAGCAUAGUUUAUAAAAUGUACCAGAAGUGAUGGUGAUGAAAAUUAGAGGACUUCACGGUGAUGAUGAUUCGAUGUUUUUCCUGUUUUCUGUUCCUGGGAAGACUUCUAAUUUAGCUCAGCUGGAUUUUUAGGGAAAUAGUUCUCAUUGAGGAGGGUUCAGAUUAACUUCACAUGGUGACAGUUUAUGGGCAAAAUAUGGUGCCUGUUAGCAAAACAAACCCUUAGAGAAAAACCCCCUCCGAGGGGAGACUGUCAAAGCCAGCGGUCUGGGAGAAAGAGGACUGAGAAGGAGAGCACAAUCAAAGGCUGUUAUUUUAAUCUGUCCUGCCUCGGAGAUUAGCCGACCACAUUGUUUUAAUUGUUUUAACGGGAGGGAAUGAAACGCUCGCUUAUAGGGGGAUCCUUGGCAUAAAUCUCUCAAGUUCAAUAGUUUCAAAAACUUGAGCUCCUUGCAACCCCCCUCUCUUCCCUCAUCCCACCUAAUCCCGGCUAAUACCUUUCUUUCUAUUGGCUAAUGGCUGAGGGGAGCCUGGGUAAAUGCUUCUUAAAUAGUCGUGGGUGAGAAUGGUUUCGGAGAAUUAGAUCUGCGCCACGACAAAGAGUGCUGGUGUGCGAGGAUAUAAGGCAAAAACUGGACGAGGAAACACUGGACUACACAGCUCGGCAGUGUCAGACUUCUGUGCGUAAAAGCGCACCUGGAUCUCACGCUCUGGAUCUCAGAUUGAGUAUGAACUCCUUGAAUUUCUGCGGGACGUCCAGCGGUGGUGUUGGUGGUGGUGGUGUGUACCCCCUCCACGGUGUUAACUCCAUGCUGUUCGACCUGCACCACCAGAUGGCGGAGCAGUACCAUGUUUACUCUGCAGCCAGCCCCACAGUGCACACACUCUCUGUGGCUGAGAGACUGGCAGAGCUCAUCCUGGAGGCUCGGUAUGGCAACCAGCAGAAGCAGCGCCGCAGCCGCACAGCGUUCACAGUGUCGCAGCUGCAGGCUCUGGAGAAAGCCUUCCAGCAGACUCAGUACCCAGAUGUCGGCAUGAGAGAGAGGCUGGCUGUCUGCAUCAACCUGCCCGAGGCUCGCAUUCAGGUGUGGUUCAAGAACAGGAGGGCAAAGUUUCGCAAAGGUCAGAGGUGCUCCCCGCUCUCCAGAGACCAGAGUCUGGAGGAGGCACCACAUCGCAGCACAGUGGGACAGGAGGAAGUCAGGACAGAAGACAAACAGGACAUCACCACAUCACACACUGACAGAAACCUCCCUCCUCCUCACUGCUGUCCUCCUCCUCCUCCUUCUCUUCCUCCUCAUGUGGAUAAAACCAGGGAUAUUUGCAGACCUCUCACUCCUUCAGACUCUGAUGUAACACGGUGCCCCCUCCGCCUUCACUCUCCUCCGCUUUUCCCCUUCAUGACAGGGGAACACUAUAGCCACCCGCCUCACCAGCCGCUUGUAGGAGUGCUGUCCACUGACCUGGCCCUUCCCCCUUUGUUCUGGCCCAUCAUACAGCAGCACAGCUCCGCCCUGGGGGUUCAUCCAUCGUCAGUUACUAAAAACUGUAGCCUCUCCCUUCAGACUGCAUGUUCCAGUAAAGCUGUGCCUCACCCUCACCUGGGGCUGUAACUGUAGACCAGUACACCUCGGCCCCAGAUCUCUGCUCCUUGUGGACACAGAUACACCUGAAGCAGCCCUGUGUGGGAAAAGAUAAGGAAAAGAAGGACUUGUUCUUGUAAACCUGACAAAAUAUAAUCUUUAUUUAGAGAGCUUUAUUGAAUACCUACUUGUCUGCAGAGAUGUAAAGCUGUACAGUCACAUGCAUCCAAGUCUAAUUUGGGUCUGCUUCAAUUAACACCUACAGGUUGGUUUUAGUUUGCCAGUGGUAUGAGUUUGCCUGACGGAAGCUGUUGUUUCAUCCGUCACAAGCAGCAUAAAACACCACAUUUAAAGAUUUUGUUGUGUCCUUCAGCAUUAUUAAGCUAGCUUCACUGACAAGUAGCUACACAGUAAUAAUGAUGGGGAAAGGAGUUAAGGGAAUUUCCUUA
Molecule: messenger RNA, 2240 nt
Organism: Epinephelus fuscoguttatus (brown-marbled grouper)
Lineage: Eukaryota; Metazoa; Chordata; Actinopteri; Perciformes; Serranidae
Gene: dmbx2
Exons: 4
Coding region: 937-1821 (294 amino acids)
Biological process (GO): regulation of transcription by RNA polymerase II
Molecular function (GO): DNA-binding transcription factor activity, RNA polymerase II-specific; RNA polymerase II transcription regulatory region sequence-specific DNA binding
Source: RefSeq, a predicted model, not a curated record